CUUAUAUUGCUGCCAAGUAUGCUAAUCACCCAAAUUAAUUAUUGUCUCGGUUUGCUACAAUUAUUAGGCAGAGAAUGCAUUCUUUACGCUCAGUAUAUUUAAACUUUUUGUGUACCCUAUCUUAUUUUUAAGUUUAAUAAUUUAAGAUUCAUAAUUAAUUAAUUAUGAGUCGUGUUGGCACUCGUAAUGUUUUAAUAUGUAUAUGUUAUAAAAAAAUUUCGUAUGAUUUUUUUUUAUAUUUUAACGAUUUAACUCUGCUUAGUGAAAACCUGACUCGGUCACUAUUAUGAGCUAUUAGAUCCUGUUGUAGAGUAUUCCUAUUGAACUAGUAGCAUUUUGGUUUCUGGAAACGUUGAUUAUGAAGUCCCUUCCUUCAAAGGCUUUGAUAAUCAAAAUCAACUUAGUUUUCUUGGUCUGUUUUUUAGUUGCUUAUGCUGCCCUUCUUCACUGGCAAUUAUCUUCUGUUUAUCACGAAUAUUCAACAUCUCCUAUUAAAUGCACACUGUGCCAAUGUCAUCACAAGGUGGAAGCUGCAAAGAUGAACUCAUUAUUAGAAGAAUCAAUCGGGAAUGAGACAAAGGCAAUAUUGAAGAAAAUGGUGAAACACAAAAAGCCAAGUUUUGUGAAUGAAAUAAUGAGGAGAGGAAUGAAGAUAGGAAUGGUGAAUAUGGAAGGGGAAGAUGUUAGUGAAUGGAGAGUCCAUGGGCAGAUAAUAACAGUACAAUUCCAGAAGGUUUCAGAGUUGUUGGAAUGGAAUGACUUGUUUCCAGGACAGGUAGAUGAGGACUUAGAAGAGAUGGAUGGUCGACAAACAUGUCCAGAAAUACCAAUGCCACCUAUCUAUAGCUAUAGUUACAUGGACGUGAUAGUAGUGAAAUUACCAUGCAAGCAUCCACAAGAAGGCUGGAGAAGGGAUGUUUUUAGACUACAAGUGCAUCUAGUGGCUGCAACUUUGGCUAUGAAGAGAAAAGGAGGUAAGAUUGGGAAGAUGAAAUUGAUUUUCUUGAGUAAGUGUAGGCCUAUGAUGGAGAUUUUCAGAUGUAAAGAAUUAAAGAGAAGGGAAGGAGAUUGGUGGUAUUAUGAGCCAAAUAUGGCUAAGUUAGAACAAAAAGUUUCAUUGCCAAUUGGUUCUUGCAAAUUGGCUUUGUCCCUCAGGGAAAAAGAAAUCAACGAGGUCAGCACGAAGUUAACAAGAAGAGAAGCUUACGCCACAAUUCUUCAUUCCUCUGGAAUAUAUGUAUGUGGUGCAAUAACACUAGCUCAGAGUCUUCUUCGAACAGGAACCAAACGUGACCUUAUUCUUCUCCUUGACGAGAAAAUCUCCGAACCCAAACGCGAUGCCCUAAUAAAAGCCGGGUGGAAACUCCGGUUCAUAAAGAGGAUAAGAAACACUAGAGCUGAGAAAAACUCGUACAAUGAAUACAAUUAUAGCAAGUUCAGGUUAUGGCAACUCACUGACUAUGAAAAAAUCAUCUUCAUUGACGCUGAUAUCAUCGUUCUUCGUAACAUCGACCUUCUUUUCCAUUUUCCUCAAUUGUCAGCUACAGGUAAUGCUGGAUCAAUCUUCAAUUCUGGAGUAAUGGUGAUCGAGCCAUCAAAUUGCACCUUCAACAUCUUCAUGCAAAGUACAAAAGACAUUAUUUCAUAUAACGGAGGUGACCAAGGUUUUCUUAAUGAAAUAUUUGUGUGGUGGCAUAGGUUGCCUAGAAGAGUAAACUAUUUUAAGAAUUUCGAAAAUUCGAAUGAGGUUAGUGCUAAGAACCAAUUAUUCAAAGCAGAUCCUCCACAACUCUAUGCGAUACAUUAUCUCGGGUUAAAGCCAUGGGUAUGUUACAGGGACUAUGAUUGUAAUUGGGACGUUGGUUAUUUACGUGUUUAUGCUAGUGAUGUUGCGCAUAAGACAUGGUGGAAAUUACAUGAUGCCAUGGACGAGAAGUUACAGAAAUUUUGUGGGUUGACAAGGCAGAGGAAAACAGAGUUAUAUUGGAGUAGAAAGAAGGCAGAAGAUUUGGGAUUAAAAGAUGAACAUUGGAGGAUUAAUAUUACUGAUCCUAGAAGAUUGACUUAACUUCUUGAAUUGGGUUCUUCUAACUAUUUUAAUUUCCCUUUUGUUUAUGUAUACGCCCUUUCGUUUUUACUUUAAAACUUUUUCACCCAUCAUACUAGUAUUUUUACACAAGAAAAAUUAUAUACAUGGCCUUAUUGACUUAAUUUAUUUAUGUGUAUAGAUAGACAUGCAUGAUAAAUGUAGAGACAGAUC
Messenger RNA from Lycium barbarum (goji berry), 2260 nucleotides. RefSeq names its product UDP-glucuronate:xylan alpha-glucuronosyltransferase 2-like. Gene Ontology annotation, molecular function: glycosyltransferase activity. The transcript is spliced from 5 exons. Gene Ontology annotation, biological process: xylan biosynthetic process. NCBI's taxonomy places the organism in Eukaryota, Viridiplantae, Streptophyta, Magnoliopsida, Solanales, Solanaceae. The record is from RefSeq and is a predicted model, not a curated record. Bases 359 to 2068 code for a protein of 569 amino acids.